Messenger RNA from Enhydra lutris kenyoni (northern sea otter), 4838 nucleotides. RefSeq names its product WAS/WASL interacting protein family member 1. Lineage: Eukaryota; Metazoa; Chordata; Mammalia; Carnivora; Mustelidae. Gene Ontology annotation, molecular function: actin binding. The record is from RefSeq and is a predicted model, not a curated record. The coding region runs from base 353 to 1834 and encodes 493 amino acids. The transcript has 8 exons.
AAAUUAAGGGGUUUUUCCUUGCCUGCUUCUAAAGUAAAGCCAAUCUAGUUUCUUUUUCUGCAGUAAAGGAGGAAGGAACAAACAACAAAUUAAUCAGACAGGAAGCGAAUAACCACAGAAAGACGUCUGCCUCUGACUCAGUAUGUCACAUUUAACAAGAGGCCAGAGCUUGUCCAAAAUGGCUGUCCAAAACCGACCCCACACUUGGGUUGGAAGAUGAUGCCUUUUUCAGGGACAGUUUUCUCUCUGGGCUCACAUCUUGCUGGUCUGUCUUCUGUGUCCCCGAUCAUGCCUUCCUACGGUGUCCUUUAACGAGUGACCAGCAAGACUGUUGAACGUGUAGCUGUCCAAGAUGCCCGUCCCUCCCCCUCCAGCACCCCCGCCCCCGCCGACAUUUGCUCUGGCCAAUACGGAAAAGCCUACCCUGAAUAAGUCAGAACAGGCUGGGAGAAAUGCUCUUCUCUCUGACAUCAGCAAAGGGAAGAAACUGAAGAAGACAGUCACCAAUGACAGGAGUGCGCCGAUAUUGGACAAACCUAAAGGAGCCGGUGCUGGUGGCGGUGGUGGCGGUGGUGGCUUCGGUGGCGGCGGCGGCAGUUUUGGAGGAGGUGCCCCACCUGGCUUGGGAGGACUGUUUCAGGCUGGGAUGCCGAAGCUGAGAUCCACAGCCAACAGGGAUGGUGAUUCUGGAGGAAGCCGACCCCCGAUUUUGCCACCAGGAGGAAGAGCCACAUCUGCUAAGCCUUUCUCACCCCCAAGUGGCCCAGGGAGGUUUCCUGUGCCUUCUCCCGGCCACAGAAGUGGUCCCCCAGAGCCUCAGAGGAGUCGAAUGCCUCCCCCGAGGCCCGACGUGGGCUCAAAGCCUGAUAGCAUUCCCCCUCCAGUUCCCAAUACACCAAGACCCAUUCAAUCAAGUCUUCACAACCGGGGCUCCCUACCAGUGCCUGGGGCCCCCAGGCAGCCCAGUCCUGGGCCCACCCCUCCCCCCUUCCCUGGAAACCGAGGUGCUGCUUUUGGAGGAGGCUCCGUCCGCCAGACACCCUCCAGCUCCUCCUCGCCCUUCUCCAACAGGCCUCCCCUGCCCCCGACCCCCAGCAGGGCCUUGGAGGACAAACCCCCCCCUCCGCCUCCUCCAGUGGGCAACAGGCCCUCCAUCCACAGGGAAGCGGUCCCACCGCCUCCGCCUCAGAACAGCAAGCCCCCCGUGCCUUCUACCCCGAGGCCUUCCUCCUCACAGGCCCCACCUCCACCGCCGCCACCAAGCAGGCCCGGCCCUCCUCCCCUGCCUCCAGGUUCCAGUGGCACUGAUGAAACCCCAAGACUCCCACAGAGGAAUUUGUCCCUUACGCCGUCUACAACCCCCUUACCUUCACCGGGACGAUCAGGCCCUCUUCCUCCCCCGCCCAGUGAGAGACCCCCUCCUCCGGUGAGGGACCCACCGGGCAGAUCAGGCCCUCUCCCACCACCCCCUCCAAUAAGCAGAAACGGCAGCACAUCUCGGGCCCUGCCUGCCACCCCCCAGUUGCCUUCCAGGAGUGGAGUAGAUAGUCCCAGGAGUGGACCCAGGCCUCCUCUUCCUCCUGACAGGCCUGGUGCCGGGGCACCUCCCCCACCUCCACCAUCAACAUCGAUUAGGAAUGGCUUCCAAGACUCUUCAGGAGAAGAUGAGUGGGAAAGCAGAUUCUACUUCCAUCCCAUUUCUGACUUGCCACCUCCAGAGCCAUAUGUACCAACAGCCAAAAGUUAUCCCAGUAAACUGGCAAGAAGUGAAUCCCGGAGUGGAUCCAACCGAAGAGAAAGGGGUGCCCCACCACUUCCUCCCAUCCCAAGGUGAUCUUUGCCUGCUCUUCUCCAGCCGAGCCCGGGAGCUCCUUCUGUUGUUGUUCUCCAAGGGUGCAAAACCCUCCUCCCCUGUCUUCACUUGUCCCCUUCGUACUGGCAGUAGGGAAAGGGAGGGUGAUGUGGGAAUAUGUGUGCGGGGGUGGGAAUGCAGUAAAGAAACGCACCUAGCUUUUUACAUUGUGUAUAUUCUCAGAGCUCUUGCCCGCUUCAGCUACAGCCUGCUGGUGCUGGCUGCUCGGGGGUCAGGAGGCUCUUGUGGCGAGGUGGCAGACAGGCACUGUGUCCUAGCUUUCAACCAACCAAGUUCAAACAUUCAGUGCUGAUUUGCUACAGACUCUAACAUUAAAGUCCCUGAGAGCUAUUUGCUUCCAUGACGUUUUUGCAUGCUUGGCUUUUUGUCUGAUUCCAGGAACCACAGUCCACCUAAGCAAGUUGCGGCACUCAGGGCUCACAUAAAAUUUUUCAGUUACAGGAUGUCCAAUCUUUGGCAGUCUGAGAUAAGCCCUAGGACAGAGCUGUCCAACAGAAAUACAGUGUGAGCCACAUAUAACGGUGUUUGAAUUUCUAGUAGCUACCUUAAAAAAGGAAAAUAGGUGAAAUUAAUUUUAAUAUAUUUUAUUUAGCCCUAAUACCCAAAUUAUUACCAUUUCAACCUGCAAUCAGUGUAAUAAUUAUUAAUGAGCUAUUUCACAUUCUGUUUUGGUACCAAGUCUUCAAAAUCCCAUGCAUAUCCUACAUUGAUUGAGAGCACAUUCCCCAUUCAGACUAGUCGCAUCUCAAGGGCUCAACAGCCCUCUGUGGCCGGUGGCUACCAUGUUCGGGCAGCACAGGUCUAGAAGAUGCAGACUAGUGCAAAAUCUCUUGUUUCAAAAACAAAAAAGGCAAGAUGAAUUUUAGUGAUUCAAAAAGUAACUAAAAAUCAAGUUAGGACCAAACACCUUGUUCAACAGAUAGCUUGACCUUCGAUUUUGUUCCCCUAUUUCCCGUCUUUCCUUGAUGUGUAUAUCUAGGUGUUGCUUCAAAGUACCAAGGUCAGAAAUUGAUCUAACAGGGUUUACAGUCACGUGGAAUAAAGCCAUUAGAAGGAAAUUGAAAGCCAGCCAAGGCUUGGGGACUCAGAGCCCGCUGCCUUGAGCUAACUGUCCAUUGGACCCCUGCCUUGCCUUCAUUUCCUCUGCUGCCCAGCAUGCAUCUCUGAGCGGGGGAGGCUCGCAGGCUCUGUAACUGUGGGGGAAAGUCAGGAAAAGGUAGCCAAUUGGAAACGUGGAAGAAGGAAGCAGGUUUGAGUUGAUGGACAAAACUCUAAACAUCUAAAUCUGAUGUUUAAGGGGGGUUGAGAGAGAUUGCUACAACAAAUUGAAGAGAAUUUGUCUUGACUCCAUUGGGAGAAUCCCUUGCCUUGGAUCUAUGCAAAUCAAGCUCCGUGAAAGGACCAUAGGAAUGAGCCAGGCUUGCCCUUUUUUUGUAUGAUUUUGUUUACAAAACUUUACUGGGACUUUUAAAUCUAGCUAUAGAUUUGGGGGGAAAUUUUUCCAUUUUAUAUGGUUUUAUAUGGUUGAUUAUGUUUAAAAUUACCAUUACUUAUUUUUUAAAAGCACACAGCCACAUAUGUAUAUGUAUACUUAAACUUUGUGUCAUGGUUUCAGUGUAUUGUUCAUGGAUUACCAGGAGAUGCUAACAAGAAAUCAAUCCAAAGAAAAAUUUGAAAGAAGGAUUCCUAUUUAUAGAAUAAAUAAUUAUUUCAUUUAUAUAAAAGCAAAAGAACUUAGAGUUCUAAUAAAUGGGAUAGCUAAUAAAUUAUGAAGUUGCCCAUUUGGAUAUAUUGUAUUUUUAUAACUUUCCUUGCCAAAGUCCUGGGCUUAGUAUGUUAGAGAACUUGGUUUUUUCCCCUCUCCUCUACCAUUCAUCUGUCUUUCAUAUAGUUAUUUGGGGCCCUUUGCCCAAAGGGAAUCAAGAAAUAUAAAGGUAUAACAAACUUGGCUAAGUAUUUUCCAAAAAGAAUGUUUCAGGUUUUAUAGCAGCAUCAUUUUAUUUGGGAUUCUUUGAGCAGAUAUGAAUGGUUGUUACAAAUCGCUAUGAUAAAGCCUAACAAGCCACCUCGCAAAAGAUGCGAUCUGGCCUUCCUAGCAAAUGGUGGCAGGGAAGUCUCAUCCAACGAAUUUGGAUCUGAAUUUUGUGAGGGCUAGUAAGCAUGGUCAGUUUCUUUGUACAUCCCAGCUUUGUAGGUAUCAUCCUAAAGUCUGAAACAGUCAUAGCUCAAAGUUGCUCUUCAUCCAGGAGAGAGAAGUUUUAGGAUGUAUUUAAGUCAGUGUUUCAUUAAUACACCUAUACCCUUUCUUUGAAAGUUGGCAACCUAAUUGCAUCCAAAACUGAAUAAUCUCUAUGCUAAAAUCUUCAACUAUGGCAAAUCACAAAAAUGAAUAUUUUCUUCCUGAAAUCAGGGCUUACAUUUGGGUUUUUUUUUUCCAUAAUAUUUCCAGAUAAAUGUAUUCAAGAUGCAAUACAGUAUUUUAAUAUUCACAUAUCAUUUUAUAUUGAAAUGUGUUACAGUAUUAAAAUUCAAUGUUCCAUAUUUAUUUCACUAUGCAUUUUAUUUAGUAGAAACCAAGAAAAAUGUUUAAUCCAAUGGUGCCUUACUUUGUGAUUUGAAAGAAAUAGACUUUUUAUGUCUAAGCAGCAGAUUAUUUGCAUAUUUGUAAAAACUUAGGCCUUUAUAUUUUAACUUGUAAUACCAAUUUUGUUAUUUUAGUAGCAGAAAUGGGAUGGUUGUUAAAGCGCCCAACAUUUUUUGGCACAAAAUUAAUUUUUCCCUGUUUGUAGUCAGGGACAGUAAAAGAAAACAAAUGUUUUUCAUACCACUGCACUAUGUAAACAUGCACAUUUUGGAAUCUAUAUCAUCAGGACAGUUUAAAUGGUGGGGUAAAGACUACCCUAGACAUCUGUGUCUUUGUAAGUUAGCCAGACAAUAAAUAAAAGCAGAGUGAUAAGAGUGUCAA